CCACCCCCCUCCCACGUCUAAUCCCCCCCCUCAAACAUGCAAUGGAACGCCUCCUCCGCCAAACCCUAAAACGCGCCACACCGGGGGCGGUCCUCCGCCUGACGCUGAACGGGCUGGGCGCGUUCUGCGCCUGCACGCUCGUCUGGGAGCACCUGGUGACGGUGCAGCUGAGCGAGGGCCCGUCCAUGUACCCGACCUUCAACCCGCGCGGCGACUACCUGCUCAUCUCGCGCGUGCACAAGCACGGCCGCGGCAUCGCCGUCGGCGACGUCGUGCGCUUCUACCACCCCACCUUCCUCGGCGUCAAUGGCGCCAAGCGCGUCAUCGGCAUGCCUGGCGACUUUGUGUGUCGCGAUUUGCCGUUUGGGACUGAGGCUGGGACUACCGGGGAGAUGAUUCGGGUACCUGAAGGACAUGUGUUUCUCACCGGAGAUAACCUGCCGUGGUCCAGGGAUUCGAGAAAUUACGGCCCCAUCCCCAUGGGGUUGAUCAAUGGCAAGAUCGUUGCCAGGGUGUGGCCGCCUUCCAGGAUGAUGUGGGUGGAGAAUACGUUACGACCGGCUGAGUUGGAUUGAUAAAUCGGGAGUUUGGAUCCAUGUAUAUAUCCGUGUAGUCUACAAGCAUGGCUGGAGUCUGGAGUUGGGAAAGGGUUGGUGAAUUUGUGCAUAUUCAUACAUAAAAGCUCUCUUGUACAAUAACGUCCAACGGAAAACACAAACAAAAAACAAUC
Molecule: messenger RNA, 730 nt
Organism: Aspergillus homomorphus CBS 101889
Lineage: Eukaryota; Fungi; Ascomycota; Eurotiomycetes; Eurotiales; Aspergillaceae
Product: putative mitochondrial inner membrane protease subunit 1
Exons: 2
Coding region: 42-575 (177 amino acids)
Cellular component (GO): mitochondrial inner membrane peptidase complex; membrane
Molecular function (GO): serine-type endopeptidase activity
Source: RefSeq, a predicted model, not a curated record